GGACUCUUCCAUUGUGUCUGACUGAAGGGGGAUGACAACAUUGAAUGAGUGGGAGAUUUGGAUGAAGAACUAUCGUGCAAAAGAAUCAGAUGCUAGUGCGGUGAUCACCAUAUAUGGCAUAACCCAAGCGGGACCUACAGAGUACCAACUUACACCUGCAGCCAGGACAGAGGAUGGCAUCUUCCCGUGUCAUCAAUAUUCCAUUCCGGGAACAGGAGCGCCGGCUGCUGUCCCAGCUGAACAGGAUGCGAGAGCAGGACCAGCUGUGCGACAUGACAGUCCGGGUGGGGACACGCGAGUUCCGCUGUCAUCAGGCCGUGCUGGCCGCCAGCAGUGGGCACUUCCUCAGUGUCUUCGUACAGGGAAUGCUGAGCUUCCCCAAGAUUCUGGACCUCACCUUCACCUCAGCAGACGUCUUCUCCAUCAUCUUAGACUUCAUCUACACAGCCAGUCUUAAGUGUCCCGCAGACGUCUUAUCUCAGGUUCUGCAGGCAGCCAAGGUUCUGGAGAUCCACACACUCGUGGAUCACCUGCUGCUGUUCUCUGCUGCACACGACGGAGUGAAUGAAACAUCCAACAGGGAGUCGGCACAGUCUACCUACCCCCAUGACUGGGACUAUGAGAAUUCCGAGGAGUUCAGACCACAGUCGGAGGUCGCCCGGCUUCAGUAUGACCCUAUGGCGACCCAGAUCGCCGAGCUGAGGUCAGAGGUCGCGUUCCUCCGACAGCAGCUCAACACCGCCAUCGGGGAGGAACCAGUCUCCGUGCACUCUCCUGCAAAACGGCUGAAAAGGGGGAAUUCCUCGCUUCUGUCGGGGACUGUGAGGCGACUUCACAACGCAGACACAAACCCCAGGAAGUACAGGGGAGAUUUGGGAUUAAACUCACCUCACAACGAGGCUGUGACGACCUUCUUAAUGAGAGAGGUCGCCGCCGCCUCUGAGCACCAUCCACAAACUGUCAUCCGAGCUGCGUGUGUGACGUAUUACGAAACCGUGCGGCGGAGGUUCGUAGAUGAACAGCCAGAAAACACAGAGAAGACAAAAAAGCAGAAGAGCGAGAAGCGUCUUCGCUCAAGAAGAAAAAGGCUGCUGGAGUGCCGAGAAGGAGUCCUGCAGUCAGAGGAGGAGCGAUGGCUCUGGACCGGCGUGACCCCUGACCUCAUGUCCGACGAAGACGACAGCGAAUCGGACGGCAUUCCUGUGUGGCUGGUCAGGCCGCCGGCCUUCCGUAGCGACAAACUGUCGAGCCUGUGCGGCGUGCUACAAUCCAGGCUCGACGCGGACAAGAGGUUCAGGUCAUCGCACACUCCGCGGAAAACGGAACCGGGCGUUUUCAGCGAAAGACUUCCUCCGAAAUCGUACGACCCAGAGCGAGCAACCCAGCACAUCAGGCCGGAACAUGCCCCAAACAAGCUGGGGUUUAUUGAUGAUGUCUUCACGGACCUGGAUUUAUAAGACAUCUUCAUAGAAGACUCUUCCUUGUUGCACCUCCCAGGACCACAAAAACUGGUUGUGUCAUGCUGGGUUUUAUCGUCAACGAAUAUCCUUUUGUUUUUAAUUUAUUUCCUCAUGUUCUGACAAGACAUUUUUCAUUCUUUUUUUCAUAUUGUCAAUAUGUGCUUCCUGGAUCCAGUGUCUUCAUCUGGUGUCCUCCCGUUUUUCUUUGUUU
Messenger RNA from Branchiostoma floridae (Florida lancelet), 1671 nucleotides. Its product is annotated as zinc finger and BTB domain-containing protein 8A-like. Gene Ontology annotation, biological process: regulation of transcription by RNA polymerase II. NCBI's taxonomy places the organism in Eukaryota, Metazoa, Chordata, Leptocardii, Amphioxiformes, Branchiostomatidae. Gene Ontology annotation, molecular function: RNA polymerase II cis-regulatory region sequence-specific DNA binding; protein binding; DNA-binding transcription factor activity, RNA polymerase II-specific. Bases 174 to 1457 code for a protein of 427 amino acids. The record is from RefSeq and is a predicted model, not a curated record. The transcript has 10 exons.